AUGCCGGAUCUUCUUAUGUUGGCUGUGGCAGGUGCUGCAAUGGUCUACGUCUGUAACAGACGUCUAGUUCUUCCAGCUCUUCAAUCUCCAAAUACUGCGUUGUCGGCCGCUGAAAACAACCUUGAUCAUAGUCACUGUGAAAGCCAGUUUACCACCCAUAAGCCUCUGACAGCAAAUACAACUGGCAAGCGUCCAGUACAAGCACAGAGAGUCAAUGUGAGGAGAAACAAGCGACACGACAAAACAUAUUUUAUAUUUACAAGAUCGUGGAAUGAAAGCCAACGUAAACUAUGGCGUGCCUGGGCGAUGGAUUCGUUGCGAAUGCUGACAACAUUGUUACUUGUGUGUUUCGCGGGAAUAACGUCACCUUCAUUACCAUCUGCUGUUUAUCUUCUUUCUUUCCUUGCUAUAUGUACUUACUGGGCUUGUCGGAAUGAUGCCAGCCCAUCUCUCUUCGCUUCUCUUCGCAUAUUUCUUGUGGUGUACAGCGGACUGCAUGUAUGUUUGUAUUAUUUGUAUCAAUUUCCUUUCUUCCAAGAAUUUUGCAAGGAUGGGGGCUUUCUGGCAAGGCUACUUGGUUUAUAUUAUAUAAUGCGCACCUCGUGCGAUAGACCUGGUGAAAUAAUAUUCCCAACUGGUUUCCGUAUUGUCGAUUGUUUGGCUCCACCAAUUACGAUGUUGUUAUAUUAUGUUCUUGUUCUUGAAACUCGACGCUGGCUAGAUGGUAUUUAUCUUCUGCAUAACAAUGCUAGCAAUUCAGAAUUCCCAACUGAAUUGUGGUGUAACAAUCUUGGCGGAAAUGUAGAGGGUGUGAAUAAUGAAGCAAAUAAUGAAGAAUCAACAUCUAAUGGAGUUUCAUGUAAUCCUCCGGUCUCACGCACAGAUAUGCAGUCUUCUGAAAAGUUGACAACUGUAACUUCUGUUUUGCCAGCUGACUGUGAAACUGAAGAUACUAAAUUAAAGUGUCAGUCCCCUAAUUCCGAAUUGCCUACCAAGCAGAAAAUGACUGAAGAUUCGAACCAUUCGGAACAAAAUACUGCUACGGGUGAGGAAGGACAGUCUUUAUUAUCGAGUAGAAGUGCUACCAGAGAAGAAAUCUCAGCAAAUGAUGUGUACGAUACUCUCAUUACACGUGUGGGUGACACUGAUCAAGCAGAUUUUGAACAUCAGGAUUCAGCAAAUAAUUAUACUGGUCAAUUUUUGUCUCCACCAGUCGUGGAACCUCAUUUUGAUGCUCUCUUUGGUCUUACACCUCCAUUUGCGACGUACAUGUACGGAUGGUCUGGAAACAAUGUUGCUACUGAACGCCCUUUUCUUCUCAGCUUGCACUAUUCUGCGAUUCGAAACAGUUACAUUUUGACGCUUAUCGCAAUGAUGGCUUGGGCUGUCAUUUAUCGUAGUUGGCUUUCGUUUAUUCUACUACUAUCUGCAUGUAUUUUAUGGAUCGUACCAAAAUCAAGAACAGCGUGUUUAUAUUCUAGUCCUCUGAUCGUCUUAUAUGCCAUUGUCUUAAUCCUCAUCCAAUAUGUUUAUGGACUAAAUCUGACACCUGAAGAACUACCACAAGAAGUAACUCCUGAUGGCCUUCAGUUAUCUGAGUUGGGGAUGCAAAGGUCUGAUCACUCUGUUGGUGCUCUUGCUGUCCAGAUGGGUUUCUUAGUGUGCUUUUGGUUGACGCUUAGAUUGUUUGUAAUGGAACGUGCAGUUAAGCGGUUACCUACAGCAAAUCGACGAGUUCCUUUAAAAAGCUCGGCUUUACAAAUUGCUCCAGCUACUCACACUACAUCAAGUUCAUUCCCAUCUGUUUUGAGGUUUCGUAGACGACCUGACAAGACAAAUAACAAUAGUCUUUCAACCCCGUUCUUAAAUCAAUCAGAUAAUGGUGAAACAACUAACAAUUAUAAUGCUGGUAUUUACGGACCUGCAGUAUCCUUCGGAACUGUGGAUAAUAAUGUUUAUAGAAAAUUCACUGAAUUUAUGCAUUCUAUAUGCGUGAAGUACUGGAUUGUUGUAUGUUGUAUGAGUAUGCUGUUAGUAUCAGUCCAACAACCUGUAGUCGUGUUUCGCAUUGUUUACAUGGUUAUGCUGAUCUACUUCAUGUUUAUUUUUCAGAUUAGUUAUUCAGCCUGGCGUCGUCAAAUGUUAUGCUUCUGGUGGGUGAUCGUGGUCUACUCCAUGGCUAUGCUACUGUGUAUUUAUACUUUUCAAUUUAAUGAUUCACCCAGCUUUUGGCAGCAUAAAUUGGGUCUCUCAUCUGAGAUCUUAAAAGCGUUUGGAUUGGAAACAUUUGAAAGUGCAGCUCUCUUUGAACGACUGUUGACACCAGUAGUAUUUUUAGUGGUUAUAAUCUUGCAAGUACAUUAUUUUCAUGUACCAUUCUUAAAGGCUUCAGCAUUGGAUCGUUUUCGAUUACCUCAAGUUUCCAGGGGUUCUGUUCAUUCACGAUCUGGUGUCUCCGAUGACCGUAAUUCAGCUACAUCUGUUUCUCCUAGUAGUAAUUUGUCUAAUUUCAUUGAGGAUGUGAAUUCAGCAUUUCAAAUUGUUGUUUCAAAAUUAUACUGUUGGGCUGUCAGUCUUACAAAUCACUGUUGGCGUUUUCUUGAAAUACACUGGAUUAAAGUGGUAGGACUGGUUAUAAUUCUUACUUGUAUAAAUGAAGUAUCAGCCGCAAAUAUUAUCUCGAUUAUAUUCCUAGUCAUUUGUUUCCCUUUUACAUAUUUGCACGGAUUUAUGACAACAGUUGUUUUUAUAUGGACCAGUGUUCAAAUACUCUGUAAAAUGACUUUCCAGUUAAAUGCUGUUAAUAUAAAUAUAUCUUCAUCUUGUUCCUUAAAAUACGACAACACAACCGCGUUGGACCCAACUGCAUGGAUUGGUCUUAAGAAGGUUGAAAAUUGUGGUCAGUAUAUCAUGCCCUAUGGUGCACUGAUGGUUGUUACUGUUAUUUGGCAUGCCAUAACCUAUAGACAGCGUCAAUUCUAUAACAAUGAUCGAAUCAAGCGUCCAGAUGAAGGGAUUGUAUUCCCAGGUGUUACAAUCAACUCAAUGGGUUACGACUUAUUGAAUGUGGUCAAAUUUGCUUUUAACUAUGGUUUUUAUAAGUUUGGCUUAGAGCUCUGUCAUUGUGUCACAGUUGUUACUGCGUGUUCUCGUGUAGACGCUUUCAGUGUGCUAUAUCUGAUGCUUAUGUUGGUGUUUUUAUUUACCCCGAGGCGAUUGUGUGCACGUCUGUGGACUUCUUACAUGGUCAUACUAGCUGCACUUAUUCCAAUCCAGUAUGCUUUAUGUGUUGGUUUACCACCUGGCCUAUGUCUGAAUUAUCCUUGGUAUACGGAUUCAGUGGAGAUCAAUAAUCUUUUGCAAUGGCUGUACUUACCAAACGAAUUUGGUGCACCAUCUGCUCAUAAAUUGACAGCGGAUUUCUUCCAGUUUGUUGCAGUGGCUUUACAAUAUCGUGUCUUCAAAGUUGAACAGCGACCUGAUGCAGAAAUUCAUGGUGGUGGUUCUAACCGUCCAAUUUUAAGUGACGAGUUACCCAAAGAAGGAGAUCGUGAUUUCGUCAGUACUAAAGAAUCUUACUUAGAUUAUUUGCGUCAUCUGAUCUUCUAUUGGUCUUACUGGGUCAGCUUGGCUGUUGUCCUCGUUACCGGAGUUGUUUGGAUUACACUAUUUUGCCUUGGCUAUAUGAUCAUAAGUUUUAUUUAUCUAUGGAUGGGUUUGAAUGUGAUGCUAAGAAAACGGACUAACUUGAUCAAUUCGUGGAAUGUGAUUAUUGGAUAUAAUUUUUGUGUUAUUCUCGCGAAGUGUAGUCUUCAACUCAUGGGUUGCGUUUAUUGGUCUCGUAUGGCUGAGCGAUGUUGGCUUAUUCAGCUGUUCGGUGUUCAGUGUAUGAAUCCUAUGUCAUGGAAUCAUUUCAACCUACCACUUGGGCAUGAAACAUCUUGUGCUGCUGUAUCAAGUGGUUUGCACUGGGAUGUAAUAUGCUUUAUAUUUAUCAUAUUUCAACGAAAGGUUUUCACAUCUCAUAGUUUUAGUCAUGUAUUCCUGGAUUUACAAGUUCAAAGUCAAUUUGCCUCUCGUGGGGCUUAUCUCAUCAAUCGAAAAUUAAUGUUGGCUAUUUAUGAACAAGCGAUGGAGGAACAGUAUAAUUUGGCGAAGGUUCAAGAAAAAAUUAAUCGUAUACAACAACGUCAAGAGGCAUUUGGACGUAGUAAUGCUAAUGUUACAGAGCAUUAUAUCAUGCUUCGUUCUGGAGAUUAUUAUCUUUUUGAGGGUGAUCCAGAAGAAGAUGAUAAUUUUGUGAUUCGUGAAACGCAUACUUCUACGCACGACAGUGAUCAUUCUGAGAGGAAUGACAGCCCACCACCACCUGUGACACGCUUACGUGAAAGUAAAAGUAAUUUCAAGUUGCCGAAAUUAUCUGUUGGUGCAGAUAAUGAAAGACAAACUGCGAAAUCAAACAUUCCUACUAUUAACAACCGUUCAUCCAAAUCUCAAGUUACUUUGGCACCCAGGGGAAAGAAUUACCUACGAGAUGUUUGGCCUAGUGCUGAUCCAAAUGUCUCAAGCAUCCUUUCUAAUUACACCGAUCCCUAUAGUACUAUUAGGAAAGAACACCAUCAGGCUCGUCCUAGCUCUCAUGGCCGGAUUGCUUUUGAGUCAGAAAGUCAUCAGGAAACACCCUUGCUUACUGACGCUCUUCGAGAUUUAACCCAUCCAGGACCUGUUUUAGGCCAUCGUCGAAUGCGCUCUCAUCCUGAAUUUUUACGACGGCACUUUGUUGGACAUCAGAAAAAUGUGAACUCCGUUGUACCCAUAGAAACAAACGAACCAGAUACAUUUGCUUCUAAAACCUCACUCCUACGUUCUGUGCAGACAUCCCCAUCACCGUUUAAUGAACAACUUAUUCAUCGGACCAAUGAACGCCGGGAUCAAAAUGGUCAUUCUCGGCAUCGACCUUAUGAAACUCACCGGCGAUUAUUUUCAGCAUCUGAAGCUAUAUCUCCUAGUAAGGAUCGUCCUAGUAGUCCGGAAAAGUUUACUCUCGUUCAAAAUACUAACCGAAAUCACCGAAGACCAACAAAGUUAUCGUUGUCUAGAUCUAGUCCUCCAAAGGUUCGUGGGUCAAGUGCUACGCCAAGUACUUCUUAUAUUCAGUCUCCACCACGUAUAACUAAAGCAUCAGAUAUGAAUCUUAGUAUUGACGGGAAUUCUGAGAAAGUUUUAACAGUAACAGAUUCUGGCGAAAAUCCUAUUGAUGUAGUCAUUGCAUCACCACAAUCUCAUGAUCCACUCAGUAAUGGUAAGAAUAAUUUCAGUUAUCCGUAUUUCGACGAUGGUCAAGAAGCAGAUAGAGACAGCGACGACGAAGAAGAUGAUGCUAACCCUCCAUCAACUCCGAAUACUAGACUGAAUCCUAUUCAGUUGUUAAAUCGGGCUAUGGAACUUGGUGCUCUUUCAGCUGUGAAACAGUAUAGACGGAGUUUACAUGCCCACUCUCAGGGUUUACGUCAACGAGAACAGGUUGAUAUGUGUCAAUCUCGUAUACCACCUAGUGGACAAGACAGUACAGUUGUUGGUGUAUUGCCAUCCUCUUCAAGUAUGCAGCAUGUCAAUGAAUAUACACUGGAGCAUGAGUCUUCGAAAGAUACACCUCAACUUACCCCAUAUGAAUUGGUUAAAAGGAGUUGUUAUCCACCAUCAAAAUCAGGCUUAAAGAAAUUAAGUGUACCUGACAUUUAUUAUGGAUUGAAGCCAACUGGAGUCCACUUUUCAAGGAAAUUGCUUAAACAGUCUAAUUCUCCACAGGUUGACGAAGAAGCAGAUCCUAACGCACAUUUUUACGUUAUUACUUCAGAGGACAAUCCAAGUAAACCGCUAAUUCCAGGAACUAGUCAUCUAAAAAGCAGAAAAGAGCAUCAUAGUGAAAGUAUUCCUUUGUUGGCACUUAAACCUGGUAGAAGUUCUAUUCAUCCUUUGGUUUCACCACCACCAGAAAAUGACUUAUCACAGUGUAAAACUUGGGGUAGUGAAGAGACGAAAUUUUACUUUAAAGAUAAACCUGGUUACCGAACCUCUGAGAACACAAGAAGAAAAUGGGAUUCCACUCAAAAGCUUCAUUCUUCUGUGUGCAAUAGUUCUAAACAGACGACGGACUUUGAACCAGCUGGUAUUUUAAAUCAGAAAAGAGACAAUCCAGAUACUAAACAUUUUAAUGAUGAUAAUGAUUUAGUUGAUAUCAAUGACAAUCAGUGCACUAAUCUAGAAGAAAAGAUACGUAGGCAUUCGGUUCAUGAACAUGCUGAAAGUUGUUGGAGCAAGUUCAAAGCAUCCUGUUUAAUAGCAUAUAUGUUUUUCUUAAGUUCUGUGGACAGUUUAAUAAGAUUUUUAAAUGGUUUAACACGUCAGUAUCGACGUAUUCGCAGGACGAUCGAUCAAGAAAAACGUUUAGUCAAGCGAAGAGUAAUCUCAAACAUUCCAUUUACCAGUGAACAAUCAAGAGUUCAGUUGGCAGCAGCUGUGCUAGAAAUCAUAUCUACAACACCUGAACGUCAUUUACCUCUUUCCAAUCGGCAGUUCGAUAUAUCUGAUUCACAGAAUAAUAAACACUUGAGUCGAACUUCAGACUCUUUGGUGCGAAGUCAUUCUUUAGAAAAUAUAGAUCAUCAGGAUCAUGAACGUGAGAAAGCUUUUCGUCAGUCACGUUCGUAUGCAUUUCUUCUUCUAAUAGCUGUUGGCAAUUUGGCUAUAGUUUAUUCAGAAUUAUUUUGUUAUUUUCUGCUUAUACUAAAUCAUAUGCGUUCUGCGUCAUUAUUGUCUCUACCUUAUCCUUUAAUGGUACUCCUCUGGGGUAUGUUAUCUGUACCUCGUCCAACAAAAACAUUUUGGAUAUUUCUGAUCACCUAUACUGAAGUUGUGAUUGUCAUAAAAUACAUAUUUCAAUUCAGAUUCUUUCAUUUUAAUGAUGCUACACUGAGACCGACUGAGUCUUCUGAACCUCUAUGGCUCCCACGUAUUCUUGGUCUAGAUAAAAAUGAUCAUUAUGCUGUUCUUGACUUGGUACAGUUAAUUAGCUUAUUUUUACACCGAGGAUAUCUGAAGGAUAAUGGUCUGUGGCGGGAUCACACUGAAUUCACGCAAGAUCUCGAAUUGAUUGUCAAAGAAAACAAGGCAGUUUUAUCUCAUUCAAAACAAGGGAUAAGUUCCCUACGGAUAGCACCUAGUCCUCAUUUCAAUAAACCACAAAUGGAUUUUGAUAUAGAUGAUGGGAUACCUACAGGAACCACCACCGGUUGCAUUCAACCAUAUGCUCAACCAUCGUGUCAUGCAAUUCCUUUUGGAAAGACGUGGAAUCCGCUUUUAAAACUCAGACGAUUUUAUCUAAAAAUGACUGAUCCGCGGUAUAAUAAGAAAGUUGAUGUUUACAUCUACAUGUUUCUGUGCGAGUUUAUUGCUUUUUGGAUUAUGAUACUUGGUUAUGUUUCAUUUGGACCAAGUACCGGAAUGGGUGAUAAUGCGCUUGAAUUUCUUAAAUCGAACAGAAUUCCUCUUCCGUUUAUUUCAAUGCUUCUGGUACAAUUUGUCUUCAUUAUAAUCGAUCGAGGUUUAUUCUUACAGAAACAAGUUCUUGGAAAGUUUAUAUUUCAAAUUAUUCAUGUUGUAUUAAUUCAUGGAUGGUUGUUUUUCAUCCUACCACAUAUCACUAGAACUCCAUUCACAUCUGGUCUGGCGCCUCAAUUGUUAUACCUGAUCAAGUGUGUGUACUUCUCCCUAUCAGCCUAUCAAAUACGCAGUGGUUAUCCUCGUCGAAUACUGGGAAACUUUUUAACCAAAAACUAUAACUAUAUCAAUUUAGUUUUGUUCAAAGGAUAUUUGCUCAUUCCGUUUUUGUAUGAAUUACGAAAUGUGAUGGAUUGGAUGUGGACGAGUAGUGCUUUGUCUUUAUACCACUGGAUGGAAUUGGAGGAUGUUUACUCCAAAAUAUUUAUUCUAAAGUGUUGGCGUCGUUCUGAACUUGCCUAUCCUACUCCAAGGGGACAAAAUCGUGAUACUAGUAAAAAGGCAUUGACUGGUGGUCUACUGUUAGCCUUCUUCUUUAUCUGCUUUUGGGGCCCAAUGGCUUUAACCUCAUUCAUUGGUGCUACAUUCGAUGUGAAUCCACCGGUGUUGUGUAGCUUCAGUUUUUCAUUUGGAGGUUUUCCGCCGACAUUUGAAUUCACUUCACGUGAAGGGAACAUAUUUACCGUCAAUUCAUCUGAACUAAGUAAUUUUAUUCGUUGUCAUGAAAAAGAUAAGCAAACUUUUGGGUUUUUACACAACUUCGAAUGGAAUGAUCUUCGCUAUGUGACAAUCGAUGGGUUUUCAGGCAAUAUAUGGGCUAUUACUCCACCUUCCUAUCAGGCAUUAAUGAAAAAAUUAAGCUCUCCUGAUUCAGAUCUGUUGUUGCAUUUUCAUAUGAAAUGUCGCAGAUCAACUAAAGAAAUUCAAUCUAGUCAUACAUCAGUAGAGGAUAUAUUCAGCAGGAAACUAACUCCAGAAGAAAAAUUACAAUUACUUAAGGUGGUGAACUCAACAGAUACCAUAUUUCCAGCCUCUGAUGUCUAUAACAACUUACCAAAAACACUUCUAACAAACAAUCCUAAUAUCACAACGAAUAGCUUCCUUUCAAAGUUGCCUGAAUCUAAGACCGAUUCAGUGACAUUGAAUGCUGUCUUACCAAGAUAUGUACUACUGAAAAAAGAUAGACUUCGUGGUGCUUAUGCUUUUCUUGGCAGUCAAAGUACUUAUGUAAAUGUUAGUUUUUACAUACACCAAGAUCAAAUAAGACGUCAAGCUUGGUGGGAAUUAAGAGAAAAAAUUAGUAGUCCAUCAUCUGAUCCAUGUUUUGAUGUGAUUCGACAUCCAACGUUGAACAGUAAUGCUAUUGACGCUCAGGUAUUAUCCCUAAUUACAUUCAAUGAACGUGUAUCUGACAGUCUUUUUGGUAAAGUGUUCAACAACUAUGGCAUCAUUGGUAUGUAUGCGGCAUACAUCUUUUUGGCUAGUCGUUUAUUACGUACCAUGUACAGUAACAUUUCCUAUGUAAUCCGUUUAGAAGAACUACCUCAUGUGGAUCGUAUUUUGAAUCUUUGCCAUGAAAUUUAUCUCGUACGUGAAAAUAAUUUACUACUAUUAGAAGAACAAUUAGUAGCAAAAUUAUUCUUCCUCUAUAGAUCAUCAGAAACUAUGAUCAAGUGGACUAGACAUCCGAGACACAUAAUUGAGCGAUUUACAAGUAAACCAAAUACAACAAAUGAUUCAACAGACAAUCAUCCUGCAGUUAAUUCAUCAUCUGCUGCUGGACUCGCCUCUACUUCAGGUAAUACAAGAAGUAGAAAUAGAAAUAAUCGAAGCGUCAUGAAACCACCUAUGCAUUCAAGACGUGUUUGUACUCCAACCGAAGGUAUGGCUUCUCAGCAGUAUCCAGGUAGUCGUGCGAAAGGUACAAACCAAACCACUAAUACUACUUCUACUAGAGUACAAUGGCCACGUGCAGAUAGUUUAAUUAUUGAAGAGGGGCCAAAUAUGCUGAAAUCUGAUUAGAUAAUCAAAUAUUCCAUUGUUGCUCCUUUAUGAUUAUUAAAAUGAUGAUUAUCUUUUUGAAAUUGGGUUUUUAAUAUUUGAAAAGAGAUUCCUAUAAUAUGUAAAGACUUGAAAAUCUAGAUUCUUUUGCAUUCUAUUCAUUUUAAUUCCACACAGUCUACUACAAUCUUUAAUUUUGCAUUUGUCUUUGAUAAAAUGAAUUUCCCAGUUUUCGUUCCCCUGAUUUUUGUUGAUUAUUCAACAGAUGAUCAGUUUCUGUGUGUCUGUGUGCGUGCGUGUGUGUGUGUGUUCGUGUGCUUGUACCCACGAGUGUAUGCAUACAGACGAUUAUCACAAUCGAAGUGCAUAAAUUUUCUCUGCCUUCAUUUGUCCUCAUCUCUCUCUCACCUUAUUAUUAUUAUUACUACUACUACUACUAUCUGUUGUGUAAGUUAUUCACCUUUAUUGUACAAAAUGUCAACAAUUUCAAUACCUAUAUUUAAUAGUAAUCAUUAAAAAUAUUAAUAAUAAAAUCAGAACACUAAUAACUUUUAAACAAAACAUGUUCGUGAAAUGAAAGGGCAUAAUUGAUAUUUUGGAACAAUCUUCUUGUUAAUAUUGGUAAUAUUCAUUCCACUUCUUCUCAUCCAUUCUCUCCCUUUUUUAGACCUUUUCUUAUAUCUUUAAUAUUUAUUUAUUUAUUUUUUUGGCUAGUGUUCAAGCCAGUGUUAAGCGUGUACCUAUUUAUGUAUAUUGAUGUUCUAAAGAAUAACUUGUUUGUAUAUUUACUGGACUAUUAUUGAUAUUGUCGUUACUGUAUUUAACAUUAUGUCCACAGAACAGAGAGG
Trichobilharzia szidati is the source of this 10409-nucleotide messenger RNA. The record is from the annotation of a GenBank genome assembly. Lineage: Eukaryota; Metazoa; Platyhelminthes; Trematoda; Strigeidida; Schistosomatidae.